This is a messenger RNA of Lactuca virosa, 660 nucleotides long. NCBI's taxonomy places the organism in Eukaryota, Viridiplantae, Streptophyta, Magnoliopsida, Asterales, Asteraceae. The record is from the annotation of a GenBank genome assembly.
CCAAACGGAAAAUAAACCGCGCGGGGUCGCCAAAAUGAUUUCCGUUCAAAAUACAGAGACUGACAAUUGUCAGUUUUUCUUUCAGCAGCAAGAACACCAAAUCAACAAUGGCGAGAACGAAGCAAAUAGCUAAACGGAGUUCCUCCAAGGCCAAGCUCAAAACUGGUAUCGCGUCUAGUUCUACCAGCACGCCACAACCAAGAAAGAGUCCGAGGAAGACUCCGUCAAGUUCAGAAGCCGGAGCCGGAGAAAGGAAGAGACCGCAUCGUCAUAAGCCUGGGACUCAAGCCCUCCGUGAGAUCCGGCGUUUGCAGAAGACCGUCAAUCUUCUCAUCCCGGCCGCUCCUUUCAUCCGAACUGUAAGAGAAAUUAGCAAUUACUUUGCCCCUGAAGUCACCCGAUGGCAAGCUGAAGCUUUACAAGCACUUCAGGAGGCUGCAGAAGAUUAUUUAGUUCAGUUGUUUGAAGAUUCAAUGCUAUGCUCCAUACAUGCAAAGCGUGUGACACUUAUGAAAAAGGAUUGGGAAUUGGCAAGAAGACUUGGAAAGAAAGGGCAGCCCUAUUAAUUAUACCAGUUAACUAAUUGUUUAUAACAUAUGUUACGUGGUAGUGACUCCUUAUUGUUACUUCUUGAAUAGAUUUAUGAGGUUAGAGGACAUA